Molecule: messenger RNA, 1598 nt
Organism: Arachis duranensis
Lineage: Eukaryota; Viridiplantae; Streptophyta; Magnoliopsida; Fabales; Fabaceae
Product: transcription factor bHLH18
Exons: 10
Coding region: 1-1464 (487 amino acids)
Molecular function (GO): protein dimerization activity
Source: RefSeq, a predicted model, not a curated record
AUGUACCAAUUGGACUAUGAUGAAGGUCAAUGGAAUGAAAUUUUACACACUAGAACAUGCUUGAGAAAGAGCAACGCACAACAAGGGGAUUUUCUAAAGGGCUAUGCAGGCCAAGACAUUUUUGCUUCACCCUUAGGAAAGGUUGACAUAAACGACCUUCCGAUACAUCAACUUCAAAAUUUGAAGAUGAUCAGGAUGAUGAGGAUGGUGACAUGGGUAGGGGAUGAUGUGAUGGCGGACAAGUCUCUCUCUAGCCCCCUGCCACCACUGCAAAGGCCGCUGCCCCUGCUCGAAACGCUCCCUUCUUUGUUCUCUGUUCCCACCGCUGCUGCCCUCGCCACUGUAAAAUCCGCCGCCGCUGUAAAAGCUGCCGCCGCCGCUACUCGAAUCACAAAUUUCUAUUCCAGAUAUGACGAUAGGCAGCAGAAUCUGUUCUCUGACAGGUUUGCACUAAACCCCAAUGCUUGCACACAGGAGAUAUCCGAGUUAAAAUUCAUAUGGGAUGCGGAGUAUAACCUCAUGAUCCGGAAGAUCUACGACCAUUGGACAGCCAAAUGUUUUCAGCAGAUGACGAGUGAUGACCAAUCUUUAUCUGUGGAAUGCAAAUCCAAAGAGCUAAGCAAUUCUUGCACCGAUGAAAUUACCAGUUUUGAAGAGAUGCUAGGAAGCAUCAACGAUGAAACCUUUUCACCGAAACUUUCUUCAUCAUCUUCAAUUUUAUCCUUAAGGUCUCAGAUUCUGUCCUUUGAUAACUCAGACUCGUUAUCAUCGUCUCCAUCCAAUAAUACGACAGAAUUUUAUGAGUUGAAAAACACCUUAAACCAAAGACAAGACUCAGUUGAAACUCCAAAUAAUAAUAAUAAAAAGAGUGAUUCCUUGAAUACACAAAAUGUGGAAGCAAAGAGUACCUCAACACUUGGUAAGAGGUCACCAUCUCAUGCUCACGAUCAUAUCAUAGCUGAGAGAAAGAGAAGAGAGAAGAUCAGUCAGAGUUUCAUUGCUCUUGCAGCCCUUGUUCCUGGCCUCAAGAAGAUGGACAAGGCUUCUGUGUUGGGGGACUCUAUCAGGUAUGUGAAAGAGCUGAAAGAGCGUUUGGCAGUGCUCGAAGAAGAAUCCAAGAAAACAAAGGCGAAAAAAGCAGAACAACUCCAUGGUCAUGGUGCUGCUGUGUUCUCCUCGUUAUGCGAAGAGACCAUUGAUGGUAGUCUUCCACAGGUUGAAGCAAGAGAGUGGGGGCAACAAGUGUUGCUUCGAAUCCACUGCUGGAAGGAAGAGGGCAUUUUGGUCAGAAUAUUGUCUGAGAUUCAAAGCCUUCAAUUGAUGCUUCUUAAUAGCAGUGUCUUAUCAUUUGGAGAUUCCAUUCUUGACAUAACCAUCAUUGUUCAGGCGGGCGAAGGUUACAACUUGACCCUUAAUGAACUUGUCAAGAACCUACGCACCGCUACUUUGAAACUCAUGUCAUAGUCACAAUGCGAGUGACAUGUGCCCUACCUUGCAAGAAAAACUCACUGAUGAAAUGGGUUCUUUAGUUAAAUAAUUCAUCUAAGUGUGUAAUUAGACUAGACAUUGGUUUUGAAACCAACAUAUGAUUUUGUAAA